Messenger RNA from Closterium sp. Yama58-4, 9207 nucleotides. The record is from the annotation of a GenBank genome assembly. Lineage: Eukaryota; Viridiplantae; Streptophyta; Zygnematophyceae; Desmidiales; Closteriaceae.
AUGUUAGAAUUACGUAUGGCGGCGGAAGAUACAUGUCCCGUGCCAGGUGCAACGUCCAACGGUGCAGCAUCCGCGCCCCCAUCAGCAUGUCCGGACACUUUAGGGGAGCCAGCUGGCGCGCGUGCGCCUUAUGAUUGCGGCGUCCGCCUAAGCGCGCCGAGUAGCAUGGCGGCGCAGCAGGGCGGGCGCGAGGCGGGGGGAAACGAGGAGGCGGUGACGGCGGGUUCGGUGCACCGUGCGAUCGUGCGACACGCGCACUGCUCGCUCGCGUGCGGCGAUCGCGAGAACCUGUCGCCUGGCGACGUCUACCGCGCGGCUGCGAUGAGCGUGCGAGACCACCUGAUCGCGCGGAUGGAUGCGACGGAACGCGCGUAUGACGACGCGGGGUGCAAGCGGGUGUACUAUCUAUCAAUGGAGUACCUUAUAGGGAGGAUGCUGCAGCUCGCCGUCACCUGCCUCGGCCUCGAUGAGCAGUACGGUGCAGCGCUGCAGCAGCUGGGCGUGUCGAUGGAGGAGGCUGCAGAGGAGGAGAGGGACCCAGCGCUGGGCAAUGGCGGGCUGGGCCGCCUUGCUGCAUGCUUCCUCGACUCGCUCACCACUCUCAACCUCCCCGCCUGGGGCUACGGGGUGAGGUACCGCUACGGCAUGUUUGAGCAGCGGGUGGCAGCGCUGAGGCAGCAGGAGGCGCCGGACGCGUGGCUGCACCCCUGGGGGUGCCCCUGGGAGAUCCUGCGCCCGCACGUGCGCCACCGCGUGCGCUUCUUUGGGCACGUGGCGGUGCGUGUGGAGGGCACGCGCACGCGGUAUCGCUGGGAGGGCGGCGAGCAGGUGGAGGCGGUGGCCAGUGACAUCCCCGUGCCGGGCUUUAAGACCGGCAAUGUCAACCGCCUCCGCCUCUGGCGCUGCGAGCCACUCUCGGGCGGCUUCGACUUGUCGUUAUUCAACGCGGGGCGGCACGUGGAGGCGGUGGGCGGGGCAGCGAGGGCGGAGGCCAUCAGUGCAGUGCUGUACCCCGAGGACAGCAGCGACGCGGGCCGCCAGCUGCGCCUUCAGCAGGAAUACUUCUUUGUCUCUGCCACGCUGCAGGACAUAAUAUCACGGCACGUGGCGUCAGGCCGGCCAGUGGCAUCCCUACCAGAGGCAGCAGCGGUGCAGCUGAACGACACGCACCCAGCGCUAGCGGUGCCCGAGGCCAUGCGGUUGCUGCUGGACGAGCACGGGCUGGAGUGGGGCGAUGCAUGGCAAGCCACCGUGGCCCUGCUGGCCUUCACCAACCACACCGUGCUGCCUGAGGCUCUCGAACGCUGGCCCGUGCCGCUACUGCAGGCCGUGCUGCCGCGGGUCAUGGAUCUGAUAUUUGAGAUCAACCACCGGCACUUGCAGGAGGUGGAGGCGCGGUGCAUGGGCGAGGGGCAGCGCAUGGCACGGCUGUCAAUCAUCGAGGAGAGCCACCCCAAGAUGGUGCGCAUGGCGGUGCUGGCAGCCGUUGGAUCGCACGCCAUCAACGGUGUAGCAGAGCUGCACUCCACUCUGCUGCGCACGCAGCUCUUCCCAGACUUUGUCGACCUCUUCCCCACGCGCUUCCACAACAAGACCAACGGCGUCACCCCGCGCCGCUGGCUGCUGCUCGCCAACCCGCGGCUCUCACAGGUGAUCACCAAGUGGUUAGGCUCAGAUGAGUGGGUGCGCGAUCUCUCGCUCAUCCAGGGCCUGAGGGCGCAUGCUAACUCGCCUGCGCUGCAUGCUGACUGGACCGCUGCCAAGGUGGCCAAUAAGGAGCGCCUCGCGGUGUAUAUCCGCAAGACAUGUGGCGUGCAGGUGGAGAGCAGCGCCUUGUUUGACUGCCAUGCGAAGCGCAUCCACGAGUACAAGCGGCAGCUGCUCAACAUCCUGGGGGUCAUUCACCGCUACAACAGCAUCAAGUGCAGCAGCUUUGAGGAGCGUGCACGCAUGGUGCCGCGGGUGGUGGUCAUAGCAGGCAAGGCGGCGCCGGGGUACUUCCGGGCCAAAUGUGUCAUCCACCUCAUCAACGCGGUGGCACAGCGGGUGAACAGCGAUCCCGACAUCAGCGGGCUGCUCAAAGUCGUCUUCCUCCCCAACUACAGCGUCUCGCUCGCCCAGCUGAUAGUGCCAGCGAGUGACAUAUCGCAGCACAUAUCAACGGCGGGCAUGGAAGCCUCAGGCACGAGCAACAUGAAGUUCGCCCUCAACGGGGGGCUGCUGCUCGCCACCAUGGACGGCGCCACCAUCGAGAUCGCCAACGCCAUCGGCCGCGAGAACGUCUUUGUGUUUGGCGCGCUCGCGCACGAGACCCACUCGCUGCGCCACUCCCUGCGCUUCCGCCAGCCCAUCCACGACGACCGCCUCGUUCAGGUGGUGCGCACGAUAGAGGCGGGGGUGUUUGGGCCGGCGGACGACUUUCGGCCGCUGCUAGAGUCGCUGGGCGGCGGCAAUGAUUACUUCCUGCUCUCCCACGACUGGCCCUCCUACCUCGACGCCCAGCAUUCAGUGGACACACUCUUCCUCAACCCCACUGAGUGGUGCCGCCGCUCCAUUAUAGCAGCAUCAAUGAUGGGCAGAUUCAGCAGUGACCGAACCAUUGCCGAGUACGCGCGUGACAUCUGGCACCUCCAGCCUGUUAUCGUGCCGGAGGCGUCGUUGGGAUGCCAGUCCGCCCCCACCUCGCCGUCCAAGCCGCUGCCCUUCGCGAGGCGAGCAGGCAGCGCCGACGCCGCCUCAAUAGCGUCCGACGCGGGCAGCGCGUACGCUGAAAGCUCCGCUUCGGGCGAUGACGAAGGGAGCGCGGGGUGGAGUAUGGCGGGCGAGGAGGGCAAGUCGAACGACGCGUUCCACGUCAUCCACAAGGUCCCCGUCGGCGACUCGCCGUAUGUCCGCGCGAAACACGUCCAGCUGGUGGACAAGGACCCGGUGCGCGCGAUCGCGCUGUUCUGGUCGGCGAUCAACGCGGGCGACCGCGUGGACAGCGCGCUCAAGGACAUGGCGAUCGUGAUGAAGCAGCAGAACCGCCCCGAGGAGGCCAUCGAGGCCAUCCGCUCGCUGCGCCACAAGUGCUCCGAGGUGGCGCAGGAGUCGCUGGACAACGUGCUGCUGGACCUCUUCAAGCGCUGCGGGCGCCUCGACGACCAGGUGGCGCUGCUCAAGCACAAGCUCGACAUGAUCCGCCAGGGCGUCGCGUUCAACGGCAAGCGCACCAAGACGGCGCGGUCGCAGGGGAAGAAAUUCCAGGUGUCGAUCGAGCAGGAGGCGACGCGGCUGCUAGGGAAUCUGGGUUGGGCGUACAUGCAGCAGGGGAACUAUGUCGCGGCGGAGUCGGUGUAUCGGAAGGCGCUGCGCGUGGAGGCGGAUAGCAACAAGGUGUGCAACCUCGGCAUCUGCCUCAUGAAGCAGUCCCGCAUCGUCGAGGCGCGCGCGCUGCUCGAGUCCGUGUCGCCCAACAGCGACCCACGCUGGGGGUCCGAGUCGCACAUAAAGUCGUACGAGCGCGCGCAGAGCAUGCUGUUGGAGCUCGAGGCAUCAGCGGCGGCCGAAGCGACCAAGGACGGCGCAGCUGCGAGCGCGAGCACCAGCGGCGGGGAGGAAGCUAGCACUGACGGGCAGACAGCGGACGCCGGCGGUAAACCCGCCUCCACGUCCUCCGCCUGCGCUGCGCCGUCCUCCGCGGCGCCCAGCAGCGACGGAGUUUCGUCUGACAAGCACCCGCAAGUCAAACCCGCCGCUUCCGUCUCCGCAUUCCACGGCCCCCCUGGCGCUGGUCGCGGCAUGGGUGGCAUGGGCAUGGCGCGCAGCUCGUACCAGCGGCACUCGUCGUACCUGUGCGAGUUCCUUGGCGCGCCCGACAUGUGGGACUCUCUCAUGGCCGACAACAGCGCCGCUGGAGGGAACGCAACGGCGGAAGGAGCGCCGGCAGCUCCGCAAGGCGCCGCAGGCGGUAUUUCGGCGACCGGCGCAAUGGCGCGGACGGUGAGCAUGGGCGCGGGGUGCGGCAACCCGCUCGCGCGCUCCAUGAGCUUUGGCGGAGCGGAUGCGCGCGGAGGGCUGUCGUGCCUCAAGCCCACCGCGCCCGAGUUCAUGCCGGGUUCGUUCGGCCCGAUUCCUCCCCCCGGCCACGGUUCCGCCCCGCCCUUUAUGCACGGCGCGCCGCCCCCGCCGCCCGCUGGCGACGGUCGGCGCACGCUCACCGCGUCGCGCUCGCUCCCCCCGCUGCAGAUUCCCACGGCGGGUUUCGCGCUGGCGGCGGCGUCGCCGUCGCUGGUGCCGCCGCUGGGGCCCAUGUCGAGCGGCUCGCUCUCGUGCACCUCUAGCUUCGGCGCCGCGUCGUGGGAUGACGGCAUGAUGAUGUCAGCGUUCGAGAGUGACGACGACGUGCUCUGCGAAAUGCCCAACGACAGUUACCAGCCGUCUGCUGCGGCUAUCUCCGUUGCUGCGGGGGUCUGGGCAUCGCAGAAGCCGCCCACUUCGGCGCACCUCGCUGCCGCACUGCGCAAGGGCGGCGGAUUCACCGCGCCCGGACACCGCGCGCUUUUCAGGGGUUCCGAGAACGUUCCGCAGUACAUGGCUGGGGGCGCGCCCAUUGGCGCGGGCGGGCCUGGCGCGCGGAGGCCACUGGUGUUUGGGUGCGAGAACCCCGCGCCAAUGGCGGCGAAGGCGCAGAUGGUGGCGGGCGGGCUGAUGGGCGGAAGCAACAUGGGGAUGCAGAUGGGCGCGGACAUGGGCGGCGGCGGCAUGGGCAUGACGACGGUGAUGGGCGAGCGCACUAACCUGGAGCCGCCCGCGCAGUUCAUGGGCGCAUGGGGGGCUGUGGCGCAGGGGAAGGGCGCAUGGGGACCUGCAUGGGGAGUGCCCGGAGAGGGGGGAAGCAUGGGUGAGGGGGAGAAGGCGAAGGAUCAGCAGCAAGUGCAGCAGCAGCAAUCUGUGGCAGAGGUGGGGGGAUCGGGAAUGAAGAGAAACAGAAUGCCGACCCCAGUGAAGGCUGCUGCUCCCAAGGGAGGAGAGAGAGGGGGUGAGGCGGAGGGCGGGGACGCGAGUGCAGCACAGGAGGGCGGGCCGGUGGUGCCGAGGGCGCUAUGGGAGAUGCUGGGGUUCACAGGCAGCCCCGACAAGCUGCUGCUGGAGGAACUCAAGGGCACUGAUAGCGCCAAGAAACUGCUCGCCUCCGCUGGGUCUGCUGACGGGCAGCAGGGCAGCGAGCGGCGUGCACUGUUUGCUGACAAUACUGAUACUGGCUUGGCUGCUGUGGUAGGGGCCGGCAGCCCUGGCGACAAGGUGCUGCGAUUCUUCAAGACGUUCCUGGGCGUGCUGGUCGCGGAGGGCAGCGAGGACGCGCGGGAGAUGAUGGAGGAGCUGCUGUGCCUCUUUUCGCAGUACAGCGAGGCGCGCAGCAAGGCCGUCAGGGUCAACGUCACCAGAGUGCUCUCGGAGGUGCUGAAUUCGUUGCCUGCCAGCUUCAGCCUGUCAGCCGACGCCAUCGUGAUCAUCCGCGAGUUCCUGCACGCGCGAAUGGACGAUCGCAUCGCCGCCAUCCGCGCGUGGGCCGCCAGGGCGCUCAAGCGCAUGGUGACGUUCGAGGAGGACGGCGGAGUCGAUGUGGACACAACGAUCGGGUUAUUCCGAGAAAAGAUGAAAACCGAGUCGAGCUCCGUAAGCUUCGUUGCUUCCCGUGGUGCUAAAUGGAAACACAUUGGGUUGCGCGUGGUGCAGGAGGUGCGCGAGGCGAUGGUGUGGUCGCUGCCGGAGUCCACGAGCACUAUUCCCGACAUUCUUGAGCGCACGGCGGACGUCAGCGAGCGGGUCAGAGCCGCCGCGUACAAGUCCUUCGCCGAGAGAUUCUUCCCCAUCGAGAGCUUCAGCAUCCGGCAGCGAGUGCAGCUGCUGUCACAGGGCCUGGGCGACCGGUCGUCGACGGUGCGGUCGGCGUGCGUGGAGCUGCUGUGUCGCGCGUGGCUGUCGCGCGACUGCGAGGGCGAUCUGGUGCGACUGCUGCGACACGUGGACGUGGAGAGCCACGAGGUGGUGGCGGAAGCGGCGGUCCGGGAGGUCCUGCAGGCGCACAGCGCGGGGUGCGGCGACAUGGAGCUGGUCGUGCCUGAGGGGGGGCUGCGUGGCGCUGUCAAGCAGAUGUCCACUCCUGGAAAAGGCGAGUCCCUCGGGGAAACGUCAGAUUCCAACACACAUACUCCGACCCAGGCUGGGUCGCAUUGCACGUGGUUUCAACAAGCUUGUGAUUUCCAUGAAAUAUCAUCCCACUCCAGCGGCAAAUCUCACGUCUCUCCUCCUUUCGUGGUUCGUGCAGAGGGGUCGGAGGCCGCAGCAGCAGCGGCGCUGCUUACGGCGGAGGAGGCGCUCUUCUGGCGCAUGCUGUGCCUGCACCUCGCCGCGCAGGCCAAUGAGAACGGAUCAAAUGCGGCGGUAUCGGCUGGCGCAGCAGCGGUGGUGGCGGCGGAGGCGGCGAGCGAUUUGAACGCGCAGCUGGAGUCGCUCCUGCCAACCACGGCACAGGACUACCUGACGCUGCUGGAGACGCACACGCAAGCAGGUUCGGAGGGUCGGUUCGCCGCGCGGCAGCUGAUGCAACUGGCGGCGGUGCUCGACUUCACCGACGCCACCAUCCGCGCGCACGCCGCCGCGCUCGUGCACCGCCACCUCGUCGGCGCGCAGUUGGUGCCCGAAGGGACGGGGGAGGUGAGCGCGGAGGCGGAGGACGAGUGGGAGGAGGGCGAGGCGGACGGCAGGUGGGGCGAGGCUCUGCUGGGGCUGGCGCAGCGCGUGCACGCCUCGGAUGCUGACGUGCUCGCCGCUCUCGUGGACGCUCUGGCUGACGUCAGCAAGCCGUUGAUGGCGGGAGUGGCGGGUGUGAAUGGUGUGAGUGAGGGAAUCUGGCUGCGAUGCGUGGCGGCGACGCGCAUGGUGCUGCGCCUGUGCUGCAAGUCGGCAGGCGGCGGCGCGUUCAGGGCGUGGAGGAACCUGCGCGUGGAGCCGCAGGAGGCGCUCAACUGCAUCCUCGUCCCCGCGGCGUCGCACCCGUCGCCGUUGGUGCGCGCGGAGGCCGUCGGCGCGCUGCACGCCUUCGCCAUGCUGCACGCGCCGUCCGCGCGCGCCCACCUGCCUCUGCUGCACGCCGCCGCGCGCGACUCCGCACACCCCGGCGUGCAGAUGGCGGCCGUGCGCGCCCUUGCGGACCUGCUGCUCUGGCACCGCCCCGCCGCGCUGCUGCCCGACAUCGCUGCGCCCGCCCUUAGCGACGAGGGCGAGGGGAGUGCGGUGAGCGGGUGCAGUGCGGGGGAAGAGGCGCAGCGCGCAGGAGGAGAGCGUGGAGGUAGGGUGGCGGAGGUGGCGGAGGGGAGCGUGGACGUGUUGCUGGGGCUGGUACCGCUGGAGGGCGGGCAGGUGGACAUUGAGGCGGUGAGGGACGACGUGCAGCGCGCAGGGCGACACGCGGAGGGGGAGGACGAGGGGGAAGCGGAGGGCGUGGUGGGCGUGGACGCGUCAAAUGCUAGCGGAGCUGUUCAACCGCGCGGCCGUGCUGCCUGCCUGCAAGGUGCUAUCCUCCCCACUGGCCACAGCAGGCAGCGCGAGUGGGAGGGCGUACAGCGCGCAUCUGGUGCAGCUGCUGGUGGAGGUGCCGCUCAGAGCCUCGCAGCAGGACGACGUCAAAUGCCUGCGCUCGCUGCUCCCCAUGUAUGCACCUUCUCAUCACCUGCGAGUCCCUUCAAUGCUCUUGCCGUUUCCAAACAACAAAAAAAAAAACUUCUCGUCCCAUUUCUGCAGCUCUGCACCCAUCCAAUGUCUUGCUCCCGCCCAUCAGCCACCACCACCAUUAACACGCUCACCACUCUGACCCUGUCGUCUCCCCUUCUCCCUUCCCCGCCCGUCUGGUCGUGUGGCAGGGUGGCGGAGGCAGUGCAGGGGCAGCGUGCAGCGCAGCGGCAGGUGGAGGGGAUGGCAGCGCGGCUGAGGGCGCUGGACGCCACUCCGGAUGAAGAGCUGCCUCUGGAGCGCCUGGAGCAGCUGCUGCAGCGCGUGGAUGGCGACUCAGCAAGUGCGUCAGAGGCAGCGGGCAAUGGUGCAACUGCCAUGGAGGGAGGCUCUCCGCCAGGCAGGAGGCAACGAGGCAAGCCCCCAGCGCCAGCCCGUCGCACCUCCCCUUUCUGCAGCCCCGACCCCGCCACACCGCUGCAGCGCCCUUCGCGCCCCUCGAGGCAGUGUAAGGCAGUGGCCAACAGCCGCCUCAAGGAGCAGCUGGGAGGUCACAGCAGCGCCGGCAGACCUGCGGUUGGCGAGGCAGCUGUUGGGGGGAGUGAGGGGGUUAAUGCAGGUGAGGGCGUGGAGCAGGUGGGUAGAGAGGGACAGAGCACGGCAGCAGAUGUGCCGGCUGGGGCUCACAGCGGUGGGAGUGAGGAGGAGAGCGAGAGCAGUGAGAGUGAGGAGUAUGGGAGUGGAAGUGAAAGCGGAAGCGAGGAGGAGUACAGGGCGUCAGUGGGCAGGCAGCAGAGGAGCGCGUGGGCAAAGGAGCAGACCAGUGGGCCACAGCGAGUGGCGUCCGUGAUAGCUGCUGUGAGGAGGCGCAGGAGCAGCUGCAGCAGCAGUGGUGGUGGUGGCAGGGACGCGCCCAUCUAUAUCUCCACCGACUCUGACUCUCAAGACGUGGUGGAUGUGCAACCCGGAGGGAUGGCAGGCACACAGAGCAAGCGGGUGCAGCCCAAGGAGGAGGCAGAGAGCAUCUCGGGGGAGGAGGUGGAAGAGGUGUUGGAGGAUGAGAGUGUGGGCAUGGCAGGAGGGCUCCAUGCUCACAGUCCCAGUGUCGACCGCACAGCACCGAGGGAUGACGCCUCUCCUGCAGCACGGGGGGCGGCGGGCUCCCCUGCGGCGUCAGUGGGCAGUGACGCCACGUCCUUUGCAUCGGCGCUGAGUGACGACCUGGUCCAGCCGUCGCCCUCGCCCUUGCCUGCUGCCAUGCCCGCCAGGCGUGCCGGCGCCAGGCAGAGGCGCUUCAUGCUUGAUGAUGGCAGGAGUGGGAGUGAGGUGGAGAGUGGCGAUUGCACCAAGGGCACAAGCAUGGUGAGAGGACGGGCAGGGGCGCAGAGGGCAGUUGGGAUUGAGAAUGAGAAUGGGGAGAAGGCGGGCAAGGUUGGUGAUGUGGCAGUGGGAGCGGAGAGGCGACAGCCUCUGGCACGUCGCACUGCUCAGUGA